AUGAAGUUGAUGAACGUCUUCUUAGUUCUAGCAGUGGCAAUGGCCUUGAUCAUCGGUGUCGCCACGGCAACAAUGCCUAGCAAAGAAGAAGAAGAUGAUGCCAUGGAAUUGUCUCUAGAGCUUGAUCAAGAUAUGGUAGUGGACCCUUUCAACCAUUCCUUGCCUGAAAGAGAACAACCAUCAUCUUCUUCUACUUCUCUAAGGGGAGCUAGCCAGUUCCUGAGACACAAGAGUAGUAGCCCCAGGCAACGGAUGACUUGCAACAGAUACCCUAGGAUAUGCAGAGCAAAGGGCAGCCCUGGACCCGAUUGCUGCAAGAAGAAAUGUGUUAAUGUGUCCACAGAUAGAUUAAAUUGUGGGAUUUGUGGGAAGAAGUGUAAGUACAACGAGAUAUGCUGCAGAGGUAAAUGUGUCAACCCAUCCUUCGAUAAGAAGAACUGUGGGCGAUGCAACAAUAGGUGCGAGAAGGGGAGAUCAUGUGUACUAGGGAUAUGCAACUAUGCUUAG
Molecule: messenger RNA, 507 nt
Organism: Macadamia integrifolia
Lineage: Eukaryota; Viridiplantae; Streptophyta; Magnoliopsida; Proteales; Proteaceae
Product: stigma-specific STIG1-like protein 1
Exons: 1
Coding region: 1-507 (168 amino acids)
Source: RefSeq, a predicted model, not a curated record